Messenger RNA from Peromyscus eremicus (cactus mouse), 930 nucleotides. Its product is annotated as olfactory receptor 5H2-like. The transcript has a single exon. NCBI's taxonomy places the organism in Eukaryota, Metazoa, Chordata, Mammalia, Rodentia, Cricetidae. Bases 1 to 930 code for a protein of 309 amino acids. Gene Ontology annotation, molecular function: G protein-coupled receptor activity; olfactory receptor activity; odorant binding. The record is from RefSeq and is a predicted model, not a curated record. Gene Ontology annotation, biological process: G protein-coupled receptor signaling pathway; sensory perception of smell. Gene Ontology annotation, cellular component: membrane.
AUGGAUGUGGAGAAUGUAACACUGCUGACAGAAUUUGUCCUAGAAGGACUCACACACCAACCACAGUGGAAAGGCCCCCUCUUACUGGCAUUUUUGGUGAUCUACCUUGUCACCAUUGUGUGGAACUUCAGUCUGAUCAUGCUCAUCUGGAGUGAUCCUCACCUUCACAUCCCCAUGUACUUAUUCCUCAGCAAUUUAGCCUUUAUGGAUAGUUGGUUAUCAUCUACAGUGACACCUAAGUUAUUGAUCACCUUGUCAUUUGAAAUCACAAAGAUCUCUCUCCCUGAAUGCCUGCUACAAUUUUUCUCCUUCACCUUCAGUGCAAGUGUAGAGUGCUUCCUCUUGACUUCAAUGGCUUAUGAUCGCUAUGUAGCUAUAUGCAAACCUUUACUUUAUCCAAUGAUUAUGACCAAUAGACUAUGUGUCCAACUAGUAAUUUUGUCAUUUGUAGGUGGUUUUCUUCAUGCCUUAAUUCAUGAAGUCUUUUUAGUCAGACUAACUUUCUGUAAUUCCAAUGUAAUACAUCACUUUUACUGUGAUGUUAUGCCUUUUUUAAAGAUUUCCUGUUCGGAUCCUUCCAUUAGCUUUCUGUUGGUGUUUGCUUUGGCUGGUACUGUUCAGGUAUCCACCAUGGUGACUGUCUUAGUCUCUUACGCAUGUAUUCUCUUUACAGUCUUACAGAGUAAAUCUCUCAAGGGCAUAAAGAAAGCCUUCUCCACCUGCGGAGCCCACCUCCUAUCUGUGUCUUUGUAUUAUGGCCCCCUUCUUUUCAUGUAUGUGCGUCCAGCCUCUAGACAAGCAGAUGAUGAGAACAUGAUUGAUUCCCCAUUUUACACAGUCAUAAUUCCUGUGUUGAACCCAAUUAUCUACAGUCUAAGAAACAAGCAAGUUAUAGAUUCUGUUAGAAAAAAAUUAAGGAGAAACGUUUAG